CUCCUGGCCGGCGUGGUCGACCGCGCCGGGGUCGACCAGGGUGCCGCAGUGAAGCCGUGCAAGCGCUCUCUGGUGUCGAUGCCAGCGGUUGGGGAGAGCUCUGCUCCGCUGACCUCGGUGGCCGGUGAGCUGGAGAGGGACUUGCUACAACGGCCUGCAGAGACGACGCUGGCAGGCCCCGACGACCCGGGUUGGAGGUCUGAGAAGAUGAGUUUGAUCAUGCCCUACAUGGACGAGGCGCGGACCUUCGUGAGCGGUCUCGAAGGGCUGAGCGAUCGCGAGCCUGUCUGGCCCAUGAUUCGGUCUGUUCCUACGGGGUGGAGCCGGGCGUUCUAUGUUGGCCAGAAGAUCUUGGAGAACCUCAUCGACGAGGCGCUGAGGCGCUUCGCUCAGUGCGCCCUGCUGAGGGGUGUCGGGCCGAUUCCGGACGUCGCUUCGGAGCUGGGCGCGCUGCCGCACUGCGACAACCUCAACGUCUUUGGCCUGGACAAGAGCGCCGUGCAGCUGGUCAAGGACAGGGUGGUCUCUCACCUGAGGGCGAGAUGCUUCCCCGUCCACGAGGAGGUCGACGCCUCGGUGAGGGUCACCUCCCUCGGCUGGUGCAUCGGCGGCGACAGGUGGAGCGUCUGCAACAAGCCUGAGCGGGCAGAGCGGCUCGCGAAGGUUUGCAGCGUCAUCGAGAGUGGUGCCCGUCUCUCGGGCCAUCCAGUACAGAGGUGGGCUGGCCACGUCGUAGACUUCUUCCUGAUUCGCAGGGAGGGCUUGGCCGCCCUCAGGUCCACCUACGACUUCAUUGACAAGGUUGGCUCGGGCAGGCAACGAGCGUGGCCGUCGCUGCGCAAGAGCGCACUCGGAAAACUGGGCGUCUUCCCGGACCCCAGCUCCGUCAUCCCAGAAGGUUCAGGAGGCUCCUUGGAGAUGCUCGAGAAGAGCCCGCACUUCCAGGAGGCCCCCGAUAGCAUGCUCAAGGAGGAAAUCUGGAGAGGGGAUAUCUCUACGAGGUUCAGGGACGUCGAGGGGAUGCCCGCUCUGGAGGCGAGGGCUAUUGUCAUGGGCGUCAGGCGCGGUCUCAGGUCCAUCGAGGGGUUCAAGAGGCCCCACCUCAUCAUGGGGGACCAGCUGGGCAACGCCAUGGCCUUUGGGAAGUCGCGGGCUGCGUCCUUCUCCAUCCUCAACCUCAUCCGUCGUGCCUCGGCUCUGGCCUUAGCUAGCUGUGCCAAGUGGCAUUUUCAUUGGGUGCCUUCUGAGAAGAACACCGCGGAUGCCGCCGCCCUCGUCGAGAGGCGCGGCGCGGACGGCGGUGGCCACGCGCUCGUCAGGGAUCACCUCGCGACUGCAUCGCGAGGCCGCUGGAGUGCCGCUGCCGCAGCUGGAAGCAGCCGAAGCGAGAGGAGGUCCAAGAGGGCCGCGACCUUCGGCACAUUCGAACCUCCGGCUGCAGCAGGCCAGGUUCCCAUUCCGGAGUCGCAUGCCAUUGCGAGCGCGACGGAGGGCCUCUACAAUGUUUGGUUCAAGGAGCUCCUGGCCUAUACGAUCUCGAUCGGGUGCGCCCUGGACUCCGUGAAGAGCGUCGACGCUGCCAUGACGGACUUCGCGGACUAUCUAUUUCUAGAGGGCUUCGAGAAGGCCGACCUGCUCAAGGCGCACGCCGCGGCGGCCUGCGUCGCUCCGGCGCCCAUCCCGCGGGGGAUCGCGUGCUGGAUCGCCAGGCAGUUGGCCGAGAAGCUGAACUCGGUCGUCGCUUGCCUGGCCGCCCUCGCGACGUUUACCGCGCACCUGCGCAGUCGGUGGUGGGCUCUGAACCUCCACCCGGCCGCGCGUGGCCACAAGUCGAAGAUCGGCCUCUUCGACGAGGUCAUCCUGCUGGACGCGAAGUACCUGCCAGGCCUCGGCGCCGCGGUGGCGACGCUCGAGACGGGCGACCCUGGGAAGAAGCUGUUCGACAUCGAGCCCUCGGCCCUCCUGGCGCUCUGGGAGGCAGCGACGCGCCCGCUAGGUUUCCCGGCCGACGCCAAGUGCGUGCAGUGCCAGCUCCGGCACGGCGGCCCCUCCCACGACCGCCCCGCGGGCUGCCGCGCGCUGCCGGAGAUCCAGCGCCGAGGCCGAUGGCUGGCCGAGGGCGCGACGAGGCGCUACGAGGCGAGCGCAAGGGUUCAGCAGGAGUGGACUCGCCUCUCGGACGACCAACAGGGCCUCGCCCGCAGGGCAGUCGCCUGGAUCGAAGAUCGGGUGCGCUCGCUGCCCCUGCCCGCCGCCAGGCCGCCUUCUAGCCGCGCUGCGUCCUCAACCUGCGCCGGGUGCGCGGGCGUCAGCCAGGCGCUCGCGCGCAAUAGCAUCGAAGGCUCCGCGCGGGACGCCCUCUUCAGCCAAGAGGCCGACCUUGCGAGCCUGGACAAGAUGAGGUGGCUGGCCAGGCGCGCGACGCAGUGCGGCAUGGCGCAGCAUCGGCGCCAGCUGGCCGCGGCAGGCUGGAGGCAGGGCCUGGCGGCUCGCUGCCUCGGAGUGCGGGUCGCCAUCGCAUGUGCGACGUGGUCCAGGGUUCGCGACCUGCCGCCCAGACCGAAGAUCCGCGAU
Prorocentrum cordatum is the source of this 2574-nucleotide messenger RNA. The record is from the annotation of a GenBank genome assembly. NCBI's taxonomy places the organism in Eukaryota, Dinophyceae, Prorocentrales, Prorocentraceae.